ACGAUGGAAAAGAAGAGGAUAGAAGCUUCCAUGGCAGAGGUAGAUUGGUCUGAACUUCCAACUGAUCUUGUCAAUCUGAUAUCGCAACUAUUCGAUAAAGAUCUCGAUCUCAUUAGCUUUCGAUCGGUUUGUUCCAUGUGGCGCCGAUCUUCCAUCUCAAAUCACCACCAUCAGAUUUUACCCUUCAAAUUACCAAGUUUUUCCACGAGAUCCCUCUCUAAACACGUCCUCUUCCUCAUCAAACCACCACCAGCACAACAACAAGAACAAGAAAUCCCCCUCCGUCCUUGGUUGAUUAGAAUUACCAAAAACUCACGCGGAGAAACACAACUCUUCCACCCACUCCGUCCACAAUUCUCAUCUUCUCCUUAUGACUUCCUUACGUGCUUGACUUCAACAAAUUGUCUGACGUCGUGGCGAAGAAAGGUUGCUGCUGUCACAUGCCAUGGAAAUAAACCUGUUGCUCUGUGCGAAUUACAUAGUAACGGAUGGGAGCUGAUGCCCCGCAUGUCAACACACUUUGUAGACAUAUGUGUUUUUAAAGAGCUGUUUUAUAUAGUCAAUAAAAUUGGUCGGACAUUUGCUUAUGGAGCAGCGGACUUUAGUGUGCAACAAGUGGCUAAACAUGUUGAUGGAGGGGACAUAAAAUUCCUGGUAGAGAGUGAAGGUGAGUUGUUGCUAGUGGACAUCUAUGACUCUCAUGGUUUUGGGUUCCCGGGUGAAGAUGGUCUACGGCUUGAUGUGUUCACGCUCAAUGAGAAGCAUAAGAAAUGGGUAAAGUUAACGAGUUUAGGGAAUAGAAUUUUGUUCUUGGGGAAUGAAUAUUCAUUUUCUACUACUGCUUCGGAUUUGUCUAUUGCCAAAGGGAAUUGUGUAAUCUUCACUUGUGAAUCCUUCAACUAUUUUGACGAUAUGCUUUGUGGGAUGUGUGUUUUUCACUUGGAUCAACGCAGAGUUUCCCCUUUGUCCGAUUAUCCUGAUCACUCCAACUUGUUCUGGCCACCUCCUGACUGGAUCCUUAAAAUGCUGCAGCAUUCAUAAAAAGAUUAUCUU
Molecule: messenger RNA, 1053 nt
Organism: Medicago truncatula (barrel medic)
Lineage: Eukaryota; Viridiplantae; Streptophyta; Magnoliopsida; Fabales; Fabaceae
Product: F-box protein SKIP23
Exons: 2
Coding region: 4-1041 (345 amino acids)
Source: RefSeq, a predicted model, not a curated record